CGAAGGAUGUGGACGAGAAACACGCUGUCAAAGACGAUGUCGUGUCGUUGAACGACAAGUUGGAGGAUCCUGAUCUCGCACCCGGGGAGCUCACGUACAAUGAAGCUACCGCGGGAGGUAUGGGUCGCCAUCUGGGUGUUUUCACCUGCACAAUGUUGAUUGUCGGCCAUAUCAUCGGAACGGGGAUCUUCUCCACGCCGUCCUCCAUCCUAGGGUCCGUUGGAUCCGUCGGCGCUUCCAUGAUGCUCUGGCUUCUGGGCUUCGCGCUCUCCUUUUGCGGAUUGUUCAUCUGGCUCGAGUUUGGCAUGAUGAUUCCACGUUCAGGAGGAGAGAAGGUAUAUCUAGAGGCUGCUUUCAAGAGGCCGAGGCAUCUGGCGACCAUCAUGUUUGCGGUAAACGCGAUCGUAUUGGGCUUCACGGCGUCGAACUGUAUUGUAUUUGCGUCAAAUAUCCUCGAGUCAGCCGGAGCUACCCCUACUCGAUGGAAUGAACGAGGCAUUGCAUUAGCAGUGAUAGUAUUCGUGACGAUCUUGCAUGGGUUUACACCCCGAACCGGAAUCCUACUGAUGAAUCUCUUGAGUGUCUUCAAGAUCGCCAUCCUCCUCGUCAUUGUUAUUGCUGGCUGGGUCGUGCUCUCUGGUCACACGGCCGUAGCGGAUCCCCACACCAACUUCCGAAAUGCAUUCGCGGGAAGCUCACAUAGUAGCUUCGAUUAUGCCACGGCCACGUUCAAGGUCCUGUAUGCCUAUGGCGGCUGGUCGAGUGUCAAUUACGUGAUGAACAACGUCCGCGACCCUGUUCGCACCUUGAAGAUCUCUGCCCCUCUGGGUUUGACUAUCUGCGCUGUGCUCUAUCUCCUUGCGAAUGUCGCUUACUUUGCUGCGGCGACGAAGGAUGAGAUUGCAACCUCUGGGGUCACAGUGGCGUCUCUCUUCUUCGUCAAAGUGUUCGGUCCUACAGCGCAGAAGGCGUUGACAGUAUUCAUCGCGCUGAGGUACGUGAAUGUAAUCACCGUCACGUUUUCUGCAGCCCGCGUCAAUCAGGAGCUUGCGAAGGAAGGCAUCCCGCUUCCGUUUGGUAACCGCUUUUGGGCAUCGAACUGGCCGACUGGCAAGACACCUCUGCCUGGGUUGAUCGUCCAUCUCAUACCUUCGGUUAUCGUGAUCAUCGCUCCUCCGCCCAACAUCGCCUAUCCCUUCAUUCUCGAUGUCGAGGGGUACCCAACGCAGAUCAUCAAUCUCUUCGUCGUCAUUGGUCUCUUUUGGCUUCGAUAUCGCAAGCCGAAUGCCCACCGACCAUUCAAAGUGUGGUGGCCGCUUGCCAUAUUCUAUCUGGCAGCUGCCGUCUUCCUCCUCGUUGCGCCCUUCAUUCGCCCUCCGGGAGGUGUGGGCGAUACGCCUCCGCUGCCCUACUAUCUAUACUGCCUAGUGGGUAUCGCUGUCAUGUUCCUGGGUAUCGUAUGGUGGGCGGGCUGGCGGGUAGUUCCUCGCUGGUUCGGCUACAAGUUCGUGGCGAGGAAGGAAGCGCUGGAAGAUGGAACCGUGGUAUCACUGUUCUCUCUCCAGAAGAGAAAGUGAGGGCGUCGGUGGUAUGUGUUGCAUGUAAGUUACUAGAAGACGAUGAUCAUCUUGACAAUAGCCACAUCCCCCCACUAGC
Fomitopsis serialis is the source of this 1656-nucleotide messenger RNA. RefSeq names its product amino acid transporter. The transcript has 19 exons. Gene Ontology annotation, molecular function: L-amino acid transmembrane transporter activity. Gene Ontology annotation, biological process: amino acid transmembrane transport. NCBI's taxonomy places the organism in Eukaryota, Fungi, Basidiomycota, Agaricomycetes, Polyporales, Fomitopsidaceae. The coding region runs from base 120 to 1577 and encodes 485 amino acids. Gene Ontology annotation, cellular component: membrane. The record is from RefSeq and is a predicted model, not a curated record.